AAACUUAUACCAUCCAAACAAAGGCAAAUACAUACGUACUAGGGCUCUCCUAUUUGCCGUUCGAAACAGCAGGAGAGCAAAUAGCAAUACAUUUUUUUUGUUCAUUCAACCAAACUACAUAGAAGCCUCUCAAAAAGCAAGAAAAAUCAGAAGCAAAAUGGAUGAUUAUACACGAGAAAUGAUGGACCUGAAAACCCUAGUUACUCGAACCCUGGAGAAAAAAGGCGUCCUUGCUAAGAUCCGAGCAGAACUUAGAGCAAGCGUUUUUGAGGCAAUUGAAGAUGAGGAUAGGGUAAUUGAGAAGGAUGAGAGCUUGCCCCCUGCACUAUUGGGUAGCUGCAAUGAUCAGGCAAAACAACUCCAUAAUUCACCUUCAGGAAGGCUACUAACUGCUCUUAUAUGUGAAUAUUUGGAUUGGGCUCAAUUAAACCAUACACUUAAGGUGUAUUUGCCAGAGUGUAACUUGCCAAAGGAUUCAUGGAAAUCUGAGCUAAAAGAAUUUAGCAGCAAGAAUGGAUAUGAUCUUAACAGGAAUGGCGACAGUGCUCCUUUUCUUUUGGAUGUUCUUGAAGGAUUCUUGAAAUACGAGAACUUCUCUCAAUCAAGGGGUGCUGGAUCUGUGUCCAACACUGAAGCUAGGAAUAUUAGGAAGCCUUCUUCAUCUUCAGUUGUCGGGGGGUUACCUCCGUCGGGAAGGCCUGGUCCUGCCGCCCAGUCAUCUGAUAGAAGAGCAGGUUCAUCCAUAUCUGGAUAUAGGAAAGAUGAAUACAACUGGAGAUACGAAAAUGAGGAGCUUCCGCAGGAUGUAAUGCUUGCCUCAUCUGCCUUAGAAAACCUUCAAUUGGACAGAAAAGCUCGGAAUCUUACCAGUUCAUGGCGGCACAGAGGUGAUGGCAUUUCUGAGGAUGAUGGCAGGAUGGAAUAGAUGAGAUUAUAUAGUGUCCAAAUCACUAAUAUGGGAAUUGAUGAUACCCCUUCAACUUAGAAAUUCAAUGUUCUAAUGUUUGAUGUGUAUGAUUUGUAUACUGUAUUGCUUGUAUUAAUUAGGGUGUGCUGCUCAUUUUUCUUUCUUUUCUUUUCUUUUUUCGUUCUCCCCCUUAUUGCGAUGUUGCUUCUUUGGAUGCUUUUAACUCAGUAUUUUGUAAUAUGGUCGAUCUGAAACGACCUCUCUACCUCUCAAAAAAGGGGCAAGGUCUGCGUAAACUCUACUCUUUUCAGACUACUACAUUUUGUAGGAUUAUAUUGCGUAUGUUGUUGACUUCUUGUAUCA
Molecule: messenger RNA, 1270 nt
Organism: Capsicum annuum
Lineage: Eukaryota; Viridiplantae; Streptophyta; Magnoliopsida; Solanales; Solanaceae
Product: protein TONNEAU 1a
Exons: 8
Coding region: 158-925 (255 amino acids)
Molecular function (GO): protein binding
Source: RefSeq, a predicted model, not a curated record